CCUCGGCGCUCCACUGCGGGCGGCCGCGCGCGCGCGCGGAGAGAGAGCCGGCCCGCCGCUGCCGGCGGCGGGGGCGCUCGGCCGCGCGGCUCGGCCGCUGUCGGGGGUGCCCUCGCGGGCGCGCCCAGGGCGCGGCGACCCCCUACUUCCUACAGGGCGGGGACGACGGCCGGCAAACCCCCCGCGGGCCGGCGUCCUCCGGGGAGCGCAGCCCGAGCCGAGGAGGGCGGAGCAGCGAGAGGGUAGGGAGGGGGGAGGGGAGGGGAUGGAGCAGGAGCAGGAGCACGAGCAGGAGCAGGAGCCCGAGGAGGCCUGCCUCACUGCAGGCACGCGCCCGCGGCCUGCUGGCCCGCGGCCUGCGGGCUCCCCAUCGCCGCGGCCCCCGCCUGGGCCGCCGCGACCGCCUCGGGGUCCAGGAAGUCGAAGAGCGCCUCCCAGGAGUUCUCCGGGGCGCCCCCGCAUCCACUCCCGCCUCGCGGCCGCGCCGGCCCAGGGAGCCCACGGCGGGGGCGCGAUGGAGUACGGGAACAGCUGCGCGUCGGGAGCGCUGGCCGCCCGGCCAUGGUCCGCCUGG
Molecule: messenger RNA, 574 nt
Organism: Prorocentrum cordatum
Lineage: Eukaryota; Dinophyceae; Prorocentrales; Prorocentraceae
Source: the annotation of a GenBank genome assembly